AUGAACUCUACAUUUAACCCAGCAGUUGUAGCGGUAAAAGUUGACUGUGAUGAUUUGUUAUCAUUGUUAUUACCAAAAGUUGGCGAUAAUGGUGUCAAUGGUGUUGAUAAUGGUGUUGACAAUGGUGUCGAUAAAGGCGUUGAUAAAGGUGUUGAUAGUGAAGAUGACGCAUUUGAAUAG
Molecule: messenger RNA, 180 nt
Organism: Entrophospora sp. SA101
Lineage: Eukaryota; Fungi; Glomeromycota; Glomeromycetes; Entrophosporales; Entrophosporaceae
Source: the annotation of a GenBank genome assembly